Molecule: messenger RNA, 2547 nt
Organism: Penicillium daleae
Lineage: Eukaryota; Fungi; Ascomycota; Eurotiomycetes; Eurotiales; Aspergillaceae
Exons: 8
Coding region: 1-2547 (848 amino acids)
Source: RefSeq, a predicted model, not a curated record
AUGGCUCUCAAUCCUAGGGAAAUGGAGGAAGCUGAGACCGCCCGCCUCAAUGCGAUGCAAAUGGCCGAUCUGGGCACUGCUCGUCGUGAACGCAUUUCCACCGAAGGUAACACCCGACAGCGUGUCCGUGCCGCGUUGGACGACCUCGAGCGCAAUCGAGCCGUCAACAUCGUCGGUUCUCCCGAGCAGUUGCAGGCUGAGGCAAGUCAGAUCAUGUUGAAAGCGUGGGACGACUUUCUAAAAAGAGCUUCAGAGGACACAGGCCAGAUAGAGCAGCUCGAUGAUCUCAUGCAUGGCCAGACCCACCGUGCUCAACUCACUGCAACACUGCAUAGCAAGCAGGCUCCCCACCAGCCUGUGGUCAGGCAUGCAAGAUCUGUCAGUCACCAAACAAAUCACCCCUACCAGAGGCCAUCCCCCCGCUAUGGUGGUGGCACAAUGGGUACUAGAACACGCUCUCAGGUUUCAGCCACUAGAAACUCCACCCAUGUUGGGGUAUACGACUUUCCUUCGAACAUGCCAACCAGACUAGAUCCUGCGCUGGAUAUCAAUAAUCCAGAUGAUCCAAGCUCCCGUCCAGCACGCGGCCGGUCUGCACAUCGUACUCAAGGUAAUAGAGGCGGCCACGCCUCUUUCAGGGCUAGACCGCAGGAAUUUAAACCAAGAAGCGACGAGCUGGACGAGAGGUAUUCCAAACAGCUGCCCAACCCGGCCGACUUCAUGGCCUCAAUUCGGCGGUCAUCUUCAGUCCUGGGAACCCUGCCUCAAAAGCGUGCCCCAGCUACAAAGCCUGCCCCAGCUACGAAGCCUGCUGCGACUACAAAGCCUGCCGGGAAGUCUUCACUUGGCGAUUCAAAGUUUGCCACUCCUGCGUAUUCGACUCCAGCUGCGAGUUCCGCGAAAGCUCCACGAACUCCAACCCGGGCUCGUCGUACUGUGUUUAGGGAGAAGACCGCUGGCUUUAGUACUCGUGCGAAGGCGGCUCGUCCAAAGCCAAUUGAUGAGCCAGAUUCAAGUGAUGAGCAACAGGAGGAGAAAACGAGCGAGGCUCCAGCUGCAGUUCUCUUGGAUAUUGACCUAGAUGCUGAAGAGCGUGGCGAGGCUCAAGUCCAACAGUUGUUGCACAGCCCUGGCGUUGCAGAUCUGACGGGGAUCACUUUCCCCAAGGGGGGAAAUAUUAUGCCUCUGAGUACCGAGUCUGCUGUUUCGAGCGCGUUCAAGGCUUGGCUCGAGACCCCUGAGUUCCGCGAACACAUGACGAAGGAAAUGACGCGUGUCCUACUUGUCUACCGCUAUCUCGAGGGCCAUGCAGAUAACCGCGGCCAACCCAAGUCUCAGCAUCCAGCAUCCGACUUCGAACAGACCCAUGCAGAGCUAAGCUCCACUACUCAGGCUGAGCUUCAAGCCGUUUCGAGACAAGCUGUUGAUGAUUGGUUCAAGGGCACUCCGAUGCAUUUGCUGACCACAGCACAUGCUCCGCCAACAGCAACACCCACAUCCGGACAACGUCAUGACCAAGUGCCGCCCCUGUCUACUCCCAGUACUACAGUUUCCACUCCUACCCCUAGCCAGGGUCAGGAGUCUGCUUUGCCAAAGGCAGUUCCAAGCACGAAAAGUUCCGAGCCGAAGGAAAAGCAGGAAAUUUCACUCCCGAAGAUUGAGACCACAUCUCCGGGGUCUGAGACGGUUCAGGUUAGCGAAAUUGGUAGCUUUGAUAACUACCGCACUCCCCCGCGAAGUGCCUCGGUCACUGACUCUUCUGAUGAGAAGAAACAACGCCAGAUUGAUGCGUCACUGCUGUCCCCAAAGAGAAAAGAUGUUUCUUCUGACGUACCGACUAUGGAAUUCGAAUCGCUACAGGUUUCUGAACGUCGAUCCAUUCAGAAUACUCCCAAGGAGCCUCCAUCGCUCAUUGAUUUUGAUGAAGACCUGACCCCAACCAAGGGAACGACCAUCAAGACCACCGCCAAACAACCAAUACUUGGUUCGAUGGAGAGUUCGAUGUUUGCAAGUCCUGUGGAUAUGGCGCAGCAUCAAAUCGGUAAGAUGAAGGCCGGUCCCCUCUCUGAAGAGAAUACGAUCCUAGGCAUCUUCAAGGGCCCUGUGAAUGCUCCAGCUUCUCAUAAGGUUGUCCAAAGCGAAAUAUCAAGCCCAGCCGUCUCCGAGCUACAGCGAUCUACUUUGGUUCAAAGCAGCUCAAAUGUUCUGAAAGAUGGUCCUACAAAGGGAGCAUCGGCAGCAGCAGGACCCAAGUCACUGCAGCAAGCCCCCACUGAGAUGAAGUCUCGGGCUCUGUCUGGAGGUAUGGAGGCGAGCAGGUGGGCGUUUUCUGAUGAAGGGCCUUCGAAAAAAGCGACUACAUCAAAGCCGCAGACACAGCCACAACAGCGGACUCGAACGGGCUUUUUCUCUUCACGUCAACCCACCACGCAGCCCACCACGCAGCCCACCACACAGCCUACCGCACAGCCUACCAGCACGGAGAAUCCGACGGGUUCCAAAGUCACAUUUGUGGGCCCACGCCCCUACAUUCCAGCGCGCAAAUGA